Triticum dicoccoides is the source of this 1032-nucleotide messenger RNA. Its product is annotated as E3 ubiquitin-protein ligase MARCHF6-like. Gene Ontology annotation, molecular function: zinc ion binding. Gene Ontology annotation, cellular component: endoplasmic reticulum membrane. The coding region runs from base 1 to 864 and encodes 287 amino acids. NCBI's taxonomy places the organism in Eukaryota, Viridiplantae, Streptophyta, Magnoliopsida, Poales, Poaceae. The transcript has 4 exons. The record is from RefSeq and is a predicted model, not a curated record. Gene Ontology annotation, biological process: ERAD pathway.
AUGGGCGCCGCUGCGUCCGCUGCGCGGGAGACGGCGGGGGUAGGCUCCGGGGGCGAGGAGCAGGAGUGCCGCAUCUGCCGCCACCCCGCCGAGCCGGAGCGCCCGCUGCGUCACCCCUGCGCCUGCCGCGGCACCAUCCGCUUCGUCCACGACGACUGCCAGCUCCGGUGGCUCGACGCCACCCGCCAGCGCCGCUGCGAGGUGUGCGGGCACGAGAUCUCCAUCCGCCCCAUCUACGGCGCGGAUGCCCCGGCCCUGGCAAGGCUUGCGAGUCUCAUCUUACUGCCGCUGUGCCUCGUGCUGACGGCCAAGAUCGUCUGGAUGCUCACCGGCCUCUACCUAUGGCGCCUCGCGCUCGCCGGGACCCGCGCCGAGGCCUUCCGUCUACUCACCGUCCGCUCCUGCCGACCCGCCGCGCUCUCUCAGCUCGUGCUCUGGGCGGAAAACGCGCUCGGCGCAAAAUACGGAGGACGCCGGGGCCGCUGCCAGGUCGUCGCGCUGCGCGUCCUUCAGUUUUCCUUCUUGGUGGCAUUGGUUGACAUGGUUCUGGCCUGUACAUUGGCAUUUAUCCCUUUCACAAUUGGAAGGAUUAUCCGGUUGUGCAUAGGUGAAGUCGACUCCUUUGCUUCGACACCUUCUAUCCUCCUAAUUGGAUAUGGGUUUAUCUUCUCACUGGGCGCGACUUUCACUGGGCUUCUUCAUAAUACUGGGGGCGUCUUCCAGAGAUUCGCCAGGGGCUUCCGCGCGCUCAGCGAUCUCGUGGAGCAGUUAUGGGAUUUCUACGUCCUUGAUCUCUGUAAUUAUGUCGUGGAUGAGCGUAUUGUCAUCGGGCAAAGGUUGGAAGACGUCGCCGAUGGUUGGUGACAGCGGGGAACUCUGUUUUUAGUAGUUCACGGGAACAGGGAUCUGGUGAUAUUAACAGUUAUACUUAUAUAUAGCAUGGUUACAUAUGUAUAGCAUGCAUACGGAGGAAUACACAUAGGCCACGUUAUUGAGAUGAUGCUAGCAUAUAUAUAAAUUUAUGGUGAAACU